Messenger RNA from Talaromyces amestolkiae, 2205 nucleotides. RefSeq lists its product as uncharacterized. Lineage: Eukaryota; Fungi; Ascomycota; Eurotiomycetes; Eurotiales; Trichocomaceae. The transcript is spliced from 2 exons. The record is from RefSeq and is a predicted model, not a curated record. The coding region runs from base 1 to 2205 and encodes 734 amino acids.
AUGCCGGUGUCGUCUUCGGCCGCCCGCAUGGCCGCACGUAACGCAGGAAAUGAUCACGUCAAAGACGGUGACGAUGCCAGAGAUGAUGGCCUGGAGGAUUGCGCCGAUGCCGUUGACGAUGGCCAUCAGGCAGCUACCGAUUGCGCCCAGGAUGGACUCGAUCUGUUCCAGUAUACAUAUGAGGCGCUACAAAGGGAGGGCGACAUUUUCUACAAGAUUCUGGCAGCUGAUGUCACUUCCUUGAUUCUACAGUCGCAAAGCAGGAAUGAUGUCGAGCGCGCCACACUUGGAAGAAUGCUCUGUCCAUCCCUGGGUCUGGCCAGCCAUUUGACGUCAGAGACACAGGGCUUAGGGCUAUUUGGCCCUCAAGCCCUAGCCAUUGACAUCAUGACCCGCACGUGCACUCCACUGCUCCCCGCCAAUGAUGUUUCUCUCUCGCUCUUUCCCCGUCUGUCUCUCCUGCAUGCACGUCAGGUCGCUCCUUCCUCUUCCUUUAAGCUUUUGACGUCGAAACACGUGCUCUCUCCACCCAUCAAUAUUCGGAAGUAUGUUGACACUACUGACAUGACCACGCUGUCGUCGACCCUUCCGCCCAACACCGAACCCCAGCGACAGGCAUCUCAGAAUCCCGAAAGCGCUUACAAUGAUGACCUGACCGCGCCGAAAAGGCGGAAGCGCCGUCCAGGACGCCCACUCCUUUCCUUUGCACAACUUCGCGCCCGCAAAGCAGCCCGCGAAGCCGACCGUCGAUCGAAAAGCAGAUGGAAAUUUGCUUCUCAACAGGCCAACCCCUCGGCUUCUUUGCCUGAAGAAGCUCAAUCCAAACGUCGUAAUGGCUCAUCUGCGCUCGAACAGCUACCCGUCGAGCUGCUCGAAAGAAUUUUUCUGUACGCGCUCGAGACCAAUUUCUGUCGCGCGAGCCCGUUCCUGGCUUCUGCCGUGUCGAGUGAGCGUAUAUAUCGGACGUUGAUUCGACUUGCUUUUUUCAAAGAUGGAUCUUUUCCACAAGUAUCGGUGGAACUGCGGCACCAGAUCAAAACUGCACACGACGCCAUCGCAGAUGCAUUGAAGCCGGCCGAUUACGAGACCAUGCGUCUGGACGAAACGGAUCGGGUUAAUCUGCAGGUGACAAUUCUGCGAUGCAGAUGGUGCACCAAAAAGCGUAUACUAACUCAGUUUCCGGCAUUGUUGCAAAUGAUUGUUUGGAAACAUUGGGUUGGUGCUGGCAUCGUGCUGGACCCCAGGCAACAACCAGAUCUAGAUUAUAUUCUACGAGGUAGUGGGGAGGACUAUAUCAGGAACUUUCCCUAUCGCGAUCCUCUCGAGGGAAUUGGACCAGAUGGAGUUACGUACCACGCUCUCACCGUCCCACUAAACAGGGUCGUUAUUUAUGGACAACGCCCAGGAAUCGUUGGCAUUAAGGAUACUCAUCAAGUGAUGAAUAUCCGAGUCAUACCGGAUUACCUACUUCGUGGGCGGCGGAAGGUCGACGGCGAUGGGUAUCAAUUCACAGACGAGGAUAUCGAUCUGCUGGAAAUUUUUCGAGACGUAUAUGGCGACGAUGGUAAUGGCCACGAUGUGCAAUUUUCAAGGGAUGCGCUUCACUCAGGAAUACGCACUGCCAUUAGCACCUGGCAUGAGAGAGCACUAACCUCUCUUCUCAGAUUGGACGAGUAUAUGCUUCGGCUAAGACUGGAGAAUGCACCCCCUCCGGGGUAUCCCAAUCUAUCUACCGGUAUAUUUUAUGCCAUUCCCCAACAACAUUUCCUUCAGGCUAUACAGUUGCCCAUGCCGGAUGCCAUGUAUUGCUUCCUAUUGCUGUUGCGCUGCAACGCCGAAAGCAUGCCCCCUGACUCAUCCGAAUUGACCCAAUGGGCCAUGGACUUGUCUAGCUACCGGUGCCCUCCCGAGGGCAACACAUCCGACAGUGAUGUCAACCUAGCACGAAAAUUGGGCAAAUGGUUAUUGGAUUUUAUGAUCGAAUUGCCAGGGUCUAUCGAGGAAAGCCGGGAAAACCCACAAGAAAAGGCAAUUUUUUAUAAGGGCAGUCUCAAUAGACACACACAACUAGGGAGACGCUUUCUCGAAGAGGUGUGCCCCUACAUAAGUCGUGACUUUCAAUCUUGGGAAAACGAGGACAAACAUUGGGUACGGCUUGUGUCGUAUAAUAUGCGCAAACAAUGGUUCAUAGACGUUCAACAAUGA